UUAAGUUUUAAGGAGAAAAGUACUCGGCCGAGUACUUUCCGAGUACUUUUGUUCUAAAAAGUUAAAAACAGCGAAGGUCUGAAGUCCUUGUGUUGCUUUGUAAUCUUACCUUUAUGCAUGUACCAUCAAAUGUCGAUGUACUUCAACUUUGUUCCCUCCUAACUAGUUAAAUAUUGGGUAGAGAACUUGGUUCUCAUAAAGUACUUGACAACAUCACUGCUCGAUAGGCUAUAUGAGGAUGCUUUCAUAAUUUCCUUUAAAAAAAUUGUGGCCGAUCAAUUUGGUCGGGGGCUCGAAUCCAGAAGCUGGUUGCAUGGCGACCGUUGGCAAGUUAUACAUGUACUUCACCCCUGAUAUAAAAGCAUCGAACUAUGGGCUCCCUGGGAAACUGAGAUGGCUUUAGGAUUUUUUUAUGGAACCGAUGAUCAGUCCGGGGAUAAUACUCAGUGCAUCGAUAAUUAGGACUUGUUCUUCUUAAAACUCACAAUCAUCAUGUUGCAUUUUAUGACAGUUAUUGCCAUUUGAUGUUUGAAAUGUACAUGUUAGCAUAUAGCUGUUACAAUGUAUAAAAGAAAAUUAUAACGGCAUUUGCCGGUUUGAAUUACGCGCCACGGAUUUUGCUAAUUCCUGUUGCAUCCAAUUAGAGUUUUUCCUUAUUACGAUUUUAAACUUUAAAGUUUUGAACAGAGUGGGUUGUGAGAUCUUGUUUGAUCCCAGUUUAGUAAUAUACGUGAAAAAAAGAUGUUUCCCUACGUGUGGUGACGCUGCAUUUUAUUUUAUUAGUGUGUUGUUCAGAGUUCUUCCUUUUUAUUAAUCGUUGUGUGGUUUUAUGACUGUUUCGUUGAUUCGAUUUUAAUAAUUAAGUUGCUUUUAAAUUGCAAAUGAACUACAGUGACUCACUCUGUGUGUUUUUUAGACUCAGUAAUAAAAUGUCAUGAGUGUGAAUAAACCACAAGGGUACUAGAUUGUCAUUCUCUCUUCAGGACAUGAAAUCAGUAUCAUACAUCAUGUGACUACAGAAGCGAAGCCAAUUAUUAAUUUGUGAUGUCCGAUGAUUCACCGUGAAAAUUAUAGCCCCAGAUGAUCCCUUCCAUCUGACUAUUCAAGGUACGAAUAUACAUGUACAUUAAUUUCGUGAUAAACAUUGCUUUGAAGUUCCCGUAGGAAUGGACACUUGAACCAGAUGGAGUUAAAAGUUUGCAUGGUGGAAGAACAAAGUAUACUAUUGGAUAAAACUCUCCAGUUUAUUUUGUCAAAGCCUGACUAUAGCUAACGAAAGACAUACACUAUGUAUUCUAUUCACGGUGCUGCUGCAAACUUUAUCUUGUCAGCCGAGAUUCCACCAUUUCCAGGCAGCCUUGAUGGGAUAAUGGGGUAUUGUGUCAAACUUCAAUAUCCCAACAGCUGUCGUUGCAGUCUUAUUGUAACAAGGGAAAUCUCAGAUGGCUUGGCAGUUUCGGUCACGGAAUGCAUUGUCACUGCCGAAUGUGAAACUGUGGGUGAACUCCAUCAAUCCAGUGCGCACUCAGCUUUACGCAGCCUGCACACUGCAGCAUCUACACGUUCAUGAAUGAGCGUGAGGCGUGGAUUUCCUGUGGAUGUUUUGUUUUAUCAAUUUCAAUCGCCGCCAUUUCCAUGCCUAUGGAGCCAGGCAAGGGCAUUUAUAAAUUCGUUGGCGCGAAUUGUUAUUUCGUUCGCCCGCAUUAUGGGUGGAGCUGCAAGGCUCGUUGCAGCAGCUGCAUGAGCUAGCAUCGUUCCAAUCAUGGUUGGGACCGACAUUACGUAGAUGAUAGUAAACGCUAUCACAAAUUCCUUGCAAAUGAGAAGUCGGAGAAAGAUAUUGCAGGAGCACCGUGCAUAGAAAUGUACCUUUUGGACGUGGUAAACAGCAUGUGAAGUCUGAGACAGGCGUAAACUCCAAAAAUCUGCAGAAGCUAUGGCAGAGUCCGAUGAGGGGCACCAUUCCCACAGUUAUGGAGACGAGGAGUACGACUGGGAGAACAGCAAACUGUACCAGUGCAAGCUGGCUUACAAGAGGCGGUUCCUCGCAGGGAUGGAACUGGACAAGGAGCACCGACUCUUGGACGUCGGGUGCGCCGACGGGGAGUUCAUGGCCGAACUGUCUGCAAAGGUUCACUCUAUCGUAGGUGUUGACAAUGACGGCGCCGCGAUACAAAGUGCAAGACAGGCAAAUACCAUCCCCAACGUCACUUACCAGGUGGUAGACUUUGGCGCCCACCUGAGAGAACACGGGGAGGAGUGGCGAGAAAAGUUCGACUUGGUGAUUAGUGGCUUCGUGCUCCACUUCCUGGACGACUACGGCAAGUUCAUCAGGAACUUGCACCACUGCACCAAGCCUGGGGGCCGGCUCCACCUGACCUAUUUUGGGGACAGUCACGGCUGGACGGCCAAGGCAGGAGAGUUCAUACGGAACCACCCCAAGUGGGGCGAGUUUGUUAAGGACGCAAAACCCGGCAGAAACGUCGUUGUAGAAUCGACCUUGGACGAUGUGAAGAAACUCUUUGCAGACAACGGCUUCACUGUCGUUAAAAUAGAGGAGCAUGAACUUGCUGAAGACGAUUACUCGGACGAGGAUGCAGAAGGCUAUAACGGAGUGCUGACCACAUUGCAGUCGAUACCGGAAAAGUACAGCCCGGAAUGCAUGGCAGACUUGUGCAAGUUUUCCCGGGACAAUUUCGGCACGAAUUCACCUUGGCAAUAUGUCCAGCUCAUCGCGACAAAGUAGACGGAAAGAGACCACCGUGUUAUUCACCAUUUUUAAGUGAAUGGUCUUGCGUUAUUUAGGCUAGUCAAAUGAAACCAUUCUGUAACCACUCUAGGAUCACGAGUUUAAACAGUUUAUUUUGGUGUAAUCAAAACAAAAGAGGCAAGAGAAAUGAUUACCUUUAUAUAUUACUUAUUCUCUUGGUAAAGAAGCCAAGCUUAUAAGUUUCAUUUAAAAUCAACGUAAUUUAUACAUCUUGCAGCAAAAUAUAACCGACUCACUUGUUUUCCACUUAAAUUCAAUGUACAAAUAACAGGCAUAUUGAGCAGAUGUCCCACACCUACGCCCUUGCGACCACGCAACUCUCUAAAGUGAACGUCUUAAUUCGUCUCGGGAUUUAAGCCAUUAUCCAAACGUUAAACACUGGUCCUUUCAUAAAACCACCAAAUUUAGUUCUCCCCGAUGCAUGAUAAUCCACUCUUCACCGGGAGAGAUUUCACUGUCAUAUUUGUGCCUAAAAAGACCUCGUUUACCAUAACUGAUGUUAUCGCGCCACAGACCUCUUUGCCUGGAUCCCAAAGGCAAGGCUCAGUCAACGUGCACUUUUUAUUUUUUUUGUGCAGCCUGACCUUUUGUAUUCAUGAAUUUGUAUCUGAAAGAAACGAGCACGUGUCUCUGAAUUUCUUGCAGGGUCUAAACCUAAAUACACUGCCGUUGUUUUUCACCGAUAAGUCCCAAAUUAUUGGUCGGCUGAAGAAUACAUUAGGCAAACAACAGAGAUAAAGAGGGCACAGGCAAAACACAUUAUUGUACCAGUGUCUUCGCAGUAUAAGCUUUUCCACUGGGAUAAUGCAGCCGCGUUUCAGUCACUAAAAGCGUCUUUAAAUUGUAAAUGUUUGAAACAGUCGCUGAAACUGUAUACAAUCUUAACUGCACAUCAGGAUCAAACUGUAAUGUAACAUGUACAUGUAUUAUUAGAUAUGAAGUAUAGUCAAGCCUUUCUUUCAGUGACGGAAAUAAAAUUAAA
Messenger RNA from Acanthaster planci (crown-of-thorns starfish), 3752 nucleotides. RefSeq lists its product as uncharacterized. The record is from RefSeq and is a predicted model, not a curated record. Lineage: Eukaryota; Metazoa; Echinodermata; Asteroidea; Valvatida; Acanthasteridae.